AUGGCGAACGGUGGUGGAAAGGUCUCGUUCAAAGUGACCCUAACCUCCGAUCCAAAGCUACCCUUCAAAGUGUUCAGCGUUCCUGAAGCUGCACCUUUUACCGCCGUUCUCAAAUUUGCGGCAGAAGAAUUCAAGGUUCCUCCACAAACCAGCGCUAUCAUCACCAAUGAUGGUGUUGGGAUAAAUCCUCAGCAAAGUGCAGGAAAUGUCUUCCUUAAGCAUGGUUCAGAACUACGGCUGAUUCCACGUGAUAGAGUUGGUGCAUCUGAGAUGUUACAGGGUGUCUGA
Messenger RNA from Lathyrus sativus (Indian pea), 288 nucleotides. The record is from the annotation of a GenBank genome assembly. Lineage: Eukaryota; Viridiplantae; Streptophyta; Magnoliopsida; Fabales; Fabaceae.